GUACCACUGAUACUUUAUUUCUGAAUCCAAAGUUAAAAUUGUUAAACUUUCACAAAGCUGUGAGAAAAUGCUGCAUAUCCUUUGCAAUAAUAUGUUUAUCCAUUGAACUAUAUCAAGUGCUUCAGAUUCAAAAUGGCGACAAUGAAAAACUCCACACAGCUUUCAUAUUUCAUACUCGGUGCCUACUCCUACUCCGACACCAGGCUUUUAAUAUACUUAUAUUUCCUGAUUGUUCUGAUUUUUUACAUUUCAAUUAUUUGUUCCAAUGUGUUGCUGAUUGUGGUUAUCUGUCUGAACAGGAGCUUACAUGAACCCAUGUACAUUUUUCUGUGCAGCCUGUUUGUAAAUGAGCUGUUUGGUAGUACAGGGCUGUUUCCAUUCCUUCUGGUUCAGAUCCUCUCUGACAUUCACACUGUUUCUGCUCCUUUUUGUUUCCUGCAGAUUUAUUGUUUGUACUCUUAUGGAGUUAUAGAAUUUUUUACCCUUGCCAUCAUGGGUUAUGACAGAUAUCUCGCUAUCUGCUAUCCUCUACAAUAUAACUCACGUAUGACAUAUAAUAAGAUUGCCGUGUUUACUGCUCUAAUAUGGAUAUACUCUUUAUUAAUCAAUGUUGUUGCAUUGUGUGGUCUGACUCUGCCUUUACAGCUCUGUGGGAACAUCAUUAACAAAGUUUACUGUGACAACUAUUAUGUUGUCAAACUGGCCUGUUCUGACACAUUGGUCAAUAACCUCUUUGGACUUGUUCACUUGUUCACAGUAACAUUUGGUCUUAUCAUUUUAAUCCUUUACUCUUACAUGAGGAUCCUUAAAGUGUGUUUUUAUGGCUCCAAGCAGACGAGACAGAAAGCUUUCAGCACCUGCACACCUCACCUCGCUUCUCUGCUCAACUUUUCUUUAGGAGCUUUCUUUGAAAUAGUACAGAGCAGGUUUAACUUGAAUUAUUUACCCAACAUUUUGCGCAUUUUUUUGUCACUGUAUUGGCUUACAUGCCAACCACUAAUCAACCCUUUACUGUACGGAUUCAAAAUGUCCAAAAUACGCAUUGUAUGUAGAAAUCUGAUCUUUGAGGGUAAAAUAUAACUAUAUCAUCUGACAAUUUUGUCUGAACAUUAUUUAAUUUCCUGCAAUUUCCUAAUAUUUUAGCCAAGAUU
Molecule: messenger RNA, 1151 nt
Organism: Centropristis striata (black sea bass)
Lineage: Eukaryota; Metazoa; Chordata; Actinopteri; Perciformes; Serranidae
Product: olfactory receptor 4B13-like
Exons: 1
Coding region: 133-1080 (315 amino acids)
Biological process (GO): G protein-coupled receptor signaling pathway
Cellular component (GO): membrane
Molecular function (GO): G protein-coupled receptor activity; olfactory receptor activity
Source: RefSeq, a predicted model, not a curated record